CCGGAAACUUCUGGUGUUUUCUGGAAGCAGACGAUACAAACAUUACGUUACGUCAUGGCGCGUAUACCUAUGGAUUUAUCGGGUCCGUGAAUACUCGAGAGCUGUCUGACUAGACUCUACGUGAUGGAGGAAGACACUGAGGCGGACAGAGCCGCCGUCAUACCGUCAACAGAGAAAAAGACAUGUGAGCCUCCACCAUCGCCCAGCCAGGACCAGGACGUGAAGUCGACGGCGGUGAUGAAGUACGCGUCGGUGGAGAGUCCGGUCAGGUUCUCCGUGCUGCAGAAGCUGACGGACCUGAAGCUGCCGCCCGCCAACUGGCUGAGGAGUCAGGAGGGGGUGACGGGCAUCAAGACUAACAUGUCCUGGGGAACAGGCAGUGGGGAGCCCUUCUCCAGUUUGAGCAUGGCCAACACUUUUCUGGAGACAGUUGAUGAAGUUGACGUCAUCACAGAUGCUGAGAACAUCAAGAAGCUGUUGAAGAUCCCGUUCAGUAAAGGCAGUGUUUCCUUGGCGGUACACAGGGUGGGGCGGACCCUGCUGCUGGAUGAGUUUGACAUCUACAGUAGUCUCCUCAGGGCUGAGAGAGAAAACUGGAGAUGGUUGCGAGAUUUCUACUUAGAGCAUGUCCUGGAGAAUGUGAAGGAAAAGGAGAAAAUCUUCUCUAGAAAGAAAAAGACCAGAGAUUAUCUUCAAAACAGAAGUAUGUUCUCCAAGUUCCUGUACAGAAGUAUUGAGGAUGGGAAGGAUGCUGAAUCCCCGCCCAGUUACUCGGAGGUGUGUGGGGAGGAGUCUGAGGAGGAAGGGGCUGUAGGGAACUGUCCUGAUGCAGCUAACGGCAGACUGGCCCCAGGACAGAGUGUUAACAAUGGAGACCUCCUUCCUGAGCCUGAAGACCCGAGCCUCCGGAGUGAGUUCCAGAGAAAUGUCAUCUGGACAUUUGAAGACAUCCGCAUGCUGAUUGGCACAGACAUGCCCAUAUUUGGAGGCGGGACACACCCUGCAGUGAGCCUCAGACUAAGGGACAUGAAGAAGCCAAUCAAUGUGCUGACUGGGCUGGACUACUGGCUGGACAACCUGAUGUGUAACGUGCCUGAACUGGUCAUGUGUUACCACUUGGAGGGGGUGGUCCAGCAAUACGAGCUGAUUAAGACAGAGGAGAUCCCCAACCUGGAUGCUUCGCGGUUCUCCCCCCAGGUCAUUAAGGACAUUGCUCAGAACAUCCUGUCUUUCCUGAAGUCAAACUGCACUAAGGAAGGACACACCUACUGGCUGCUUAAAGGAAAUGGAGAUGAUGUUGUGAAGCUGUAUGACCUGACCACGCUGUGCUCUGAGAACAUGGAGGAUAAAACCUCCAACCCCUUCUCUGUGCCUGUAGCCAUGCUGUUGUACAGAGUUGCCCGUAACAUGCUGAUGGACAGUAACUGUCACAAGGAGGACUUCCCCACUGUCAGGAAACUGUUGAAACAGUGUAUCGAGCUGUUGGAUGAAGACAAACAUCCAGAGAUCGUGACAUCAGCCAACUACCUGUUGUCGGACCUCUUUGUCCCUGACGACCCCACUGAGGAUCCCUGUGUUCCUGCCUCCUCAGACACGGCAGACCAGGAAUUCUGGGAUAGCAGUUGCUACGAUGACAACGAUGAUGAUGAUGUGUCUCAGGACGGGGAUAACCUGGCAGUCGCUGUCAUCAAGUCAGUGGAGGACUUGUAUGAGCGGGAGAAGUACAGGUCAUCUGGGAAUAGGCCUCCACAUAAAGCAAAACAGCCCAUGUCAGUUGAAGAGAGAGCAAGAGCAGCGCUGUCUUACGUGUCCAAGGCACUGAUGCUGAUUGACAGCUAUGCCUCGAAGCUGGCCCCUCCCAAACCAGCUCCCUUCCCCAGCCCUUCUAAAGCCAUCCCACUGCACUAUGCUAAGCUCUUCCAAAACGGAGAUGACAGUGCCUCUAAACAAGAAUCUCCAGAGUGUCGAGAAGAAAGCUCCAGCUUUACAGACCCAGUUGUAAGCGAGGACACACCGUCCCAGCAUGCUCUGACUCCCUGCCGCAAUAUCAGCAAAGACUCCUGGGAAGGCCAGCUGAAGAUCCUUCUGUUGAAAAAGGCGGCGACGGCGUACUUUGCAUUAUCGGACGUUGCCAACACCCUGGGGAGGUAUGGGUGUGCACUGAGGCACCUCAGACUGGCUCUGCUGUGUUAUGAUGCGUUCUCUGCCCUGUCGUUUGGGCUGCUGCAUGAGAACCGUAACCUGCAGACGUCCCUGCUGACCCUGGCCGGAGACGUCCAGCUCAUGAUGGCCAAACACAUUGACAACCACCAGGCGUACGAGGCAGAGCUGGAGGUCAAGAGUCAGGACGAUGGAAUCAUCUCCAGGAGCGCCAAACAGGAGGCUGUCAAGCCUCUCUGCAGCAAGCAUGACUGGGCCACUGAGUUCUUCAUGCACGACAUCGAGAGUUGCCUGGAAACCAGUGUACGCUGCUACGAAGAAGCUGCCAUCAGGACCAACCGCAAGGAGUCUCACAACCAGUUCAUCAAUGUGAACAAGCGCCUGGGCAACGUGCAGAACGAGAUGGGGGUGAUACUCAUGAACAGGGCAGCAGGCAUGGAGUAUGGACCAGAGCAAGACAAGACGUUACAGAAGAGUCAGUGUGCAUUUGAGUCGGGGAUCGGUGCGUUUAGAGCUGCCGUGGACAUGACAAACAUCGCCCUGCUGCACUCCAACACAGGCAGGCUGAUGAGGGUGUGGGCUCAGUCAUGUGUGCAGCAUGACACAGAUGGCAAGAGGGGGGAGUUUUCUCAUCAGGAAAGAAUUUACUACAAUAAGGCAAGGGACCACUACAUGAAAGCAGUCCAUAUUUUGAAAGACCGAUCAGCCUUUCCAAUGGUCUGGGAUUCUGUCCAAUGGGAGCUGUCGACAACAUUCUUCACCAUGGCAACACUGCUGCAGGACUUCGCACCACUCUCCAUCAAGGCAGAGGAGCAGGUGGAGAAGGAGGUUGUAGAGCUGAUGACCAGGUCCAUACGGUACUGUGACACGGAGACAGAGUCCCCGCGCCAGCCCCUCGCACAGUACCGCGCUGCAACAAUCCAUCACCGCCUGGCGUCCAUGUUUCACAACGCAUACAGGAACCAGUCGGAGGACCAGAAGAGAAAACAGGCGCGAUCCCAGGCUGAACACCACUACGGGAAAGCCUGCAGGCUCUUCCAGCAACUGGAACACCCCUGCGAGCUCACCAGAGUGCAGCUGGAAAGGGUGGCUCUCUGUGAAUACCAGUUAGGGGGUCAAACUACAGCUGGGAGUAAAGUGCGAACCCUGUCCACAGCCCUGGGGUACAUGGCUGAGUGCAGGGAAGCAAUGCACAGUAUACACAGGGAACUGGGGCCUGAUGAAGAAGGCACCAGCCCUGAUGGUGAAAACACAACAUCCAACGACUUGUCCAAGAACCAGACGGUUGUUUCUAGCCUGGUGCCUAAAGAGGAGAGUGAGAAGCUCCUCAACAUUCUGGAGUCCAGACUACAGCAUCUCCUGCACACGCUUAUCAAGACAGCAGCAUCAGGGAAAGCCAGUUCUCACAAGCAUCAUGGUGGAAAGCCAAGACGUGCAGGGAAGCCAAACCGCCACCUCACAGCAACUCAGCUGGAGCAGUACAAGAAAGCGUACGCGUCGUGUCUGAGAGGGACGGCCGAGUCUUCAGCCGGCCUGCUGAGACGGGUACAGAACAUGGCGGACACACUGGCUCUACUACCACAUUGAACUGUGCAAGCCUCUUUGGCAUUGUUGGGCUUUUCUCCUUGCUUGCUAAUGGAUGAAAUGUGUAGCCUGGGUGCCGUCCGAUUUGUACCCGGGCUCCUUGCACUCGCUACCCAGAUACAAAACGGAUGGUUCCCAGGCUAUGAAAUCUGAGGAAAAAUCACCCAAUCUCUGUGUGGGUGGCUGACAGUAAGAGCUACUUUAAGGGAUUUCUCCUGGUCUGUAUAAGCUGCAGAAAGGAGUCAGUCUCUAAAUGGAUCAUUGAAACUGGCAGAAGCAAGAAUAUUGUGUAAAGCUCAGAAGGGGCUCACAUUAUCAAUAUAUUCAUCUUAUGUAUAAUGGCUACAAUGAGCUUUUGUGCAGUCAAUUUUGUGAACAUAUGUAUAUACAAUGUACAGUAUAUCUUUGACACAACAGAUUGUGAGAUUCUGUAAUGACUGUACCUGAGACACAGGAGUACCUGCUGAACUCUUCCUUGUCUAAAAAGAAAAUCUACAAGAAAAUGCAAUGAUUAUAGAUGUACGGUGCAAAAAGAUUUAGGCACUUCUGCUGCUUUACACACUAAAAGAAAUACAGACUGUAUCAUACUAGUACAUGUAGAUUAUGUAAUUGUUAUUGAAGGCAGCAAAGCAAAGGUGUGCGACAAGUGUGUAAUGUGGGCUGUUCAGAAGCAACAGACAGUUCAAUGAUUAACGUACAUGUGGCAUAUUGACACUUUGUGUGACAUUUCAUGUACAUUAGACUAUCCUUAUUGAUGCUAAUACAUUUGUGUACAGUCAGUCCUGAGCAGGCAGUGCCACAGGUGAUCCAUUGAAAUUAGCCCUUGUUUAUCCACCUGCUGAAAGAGGGAGACUUCAGUAAUUGGUCUUGAUGGUCAUGUUGCAGCAUACCUAGCAUACCUAACUCCUGCAUCUUAUAGAAACUAAAGCAAAUCUAUUGAGAUUCACCAGAGAGUCAUUUACGUGCACAGCAUUCAGUGACGGCCUGGGGUAUUAUAAGGUACUUGCUGAUGUCUAGCAUUUGGUUAAUGGGUGUACAGGGCCUGCCAUGUCAAAUAUAUCGCAAUGUCAGAUAUUUAAUUGCCUGAGUGCCAUCUUCUACAGUGCUGAUGUAGUUACGCUGUGAGGCCCCCUUUCCACUAGACAGUGAUCGCUGAGCAGUUGUACAGCAACCAAAAUUGGAUUUGUAUGAUGUCAGAAUUGGAAUAUGAUGUAAAGUGUCAAAGUAUGCAUAAUUGAAAAGCGAUCAAAACACUAUAUUUAAAAAAUUUCUUCAUGUAUGAAACUCAUUGAGUGAUCUGUCAACUGUUUGGUCACUCAGUGGUUGCUCAGCAGUCGCAGACUCUAGCUUAAAGAGGGCAUAAGAACACCCUUACAACUUGGCAGUGCUUUUUCUAAAGCUGGGGAAAAUGUUACCCAGACUAAUUAGACAGAGUAGCUCAAAGGUACAUGUGAUGUGGGGACUUCAAGUGCCAUUAAAACCAGCUAAAUAGUCUCCAGAGCCUGCCAACAGUAGGGGGGAUAACGUCAUUGUUGGAUGGUAUCUGGAGCUAACUGUCCUCUUGGGUAAGGAUUGUGACUCUGAUGUCUGGGAUACCCUUUAAUAAGGGCCUGAAUUUGUCUGGCAUCACAACAACUCAGAAUAUGAGUAAAGAUAAGAAAUACUAGUCACUUUGCUUGGGGAUGUAGUUAACAUAGUGGAAAUCGUGGACAUGUUUGGAGGUUGAUACAUACAUUGUAGACCUGGCUGCAAACUGUAAGUGUAAAAGGACCUUGCUCUUGCACGACCAUCGUAGUGCCUUUCCUGACCAGUGGUCUUGAGUGCAAUAUUUUGUGUAUACUUUUCUUGAUGUGCAUUGCUUCUAUAAUCUCUAGACAUUGCCUGCACUGCAGCAGUGUAGACAUAUUAAUGUUCACCGUUAGACCGUUAUUAUACAGUCACAGUCUUGAGUAUGGCCUCAGAUGGAGAGGUAUCACUAUUACCUUAUCACUAUAAGAAAGAAUGAAUUUGACAUAUGAUAUAAUUCUUAUUGA
Branchiostoma belcheri (Belcher's lancelet) is the source of this 5777-nucleotide messenger RNA. Its product is annotated as erythroid differentiation-related factor 1-like. The transcript has 26 exons. Gene Ontology annotation, biological process: positive regulation of DNA-templated transcription. NCBI's taxonomy places the organism in Eukaryota, Metazoa, Chordata, Leptocardii, Amphioxiformes, Branchiostomatidae. The record is from RefSeq and is a predicted model, not a curated record. The coding region runs from base 124 to 3747 and encodes 1207 amino acids.